Messenger RNA from Spodoptera litura, 4534 nucleotides. Its product is annotated as acetyl-coenzyme A transporter 1. Lineage: Eukaryota; Metazoa; Arthropoda; Insecta; Lepidoptera; Noctuidae. Gene Ontology annotation, molecular function: acetyl-CoA transmembrane transporter activity. Gene Ontology annotation, biological process: acetyl-CoA transmembrane transport. Gene Ontology annotation, cellular component: membrane. The record is from RefSeq and is a predicted model, not a curated record.
AUGUCAAUUUGUCUACAAUCGUUUGUAUUUGUGAUGGCGAAAAGAGUGCUCGUACUAUUUUAAUCAAUUUAUACGAUUUAAUAAAGUAUUUACGUACAUAUGAAUGAAUGGUCAAAUAUACAUUUCAAAAUUUGUAACAGAGAACCGCUAUUAUUUUUUAUAAAUUGAUUGAUUGCAGGCAAAAUUAAGGCAAUAGUUGCUGCAAUCAUGCCGAUAACUAAGCGUAAACAUUCACCUGAAAAGGAGGAAUUAAUUGAAAAUGGUGACAAUCUAACCGAGGGGCGCAGUAAUAUCAAGGGAGAUGAAUUCAAUAUAGCUGUGUUAUUAUUCCUUUACACCCUGCAGGGUAUACCGCUCGGUCUUGCAGGAGCUGUACCCAUGCUCCUUCAAAAUCGUGGCAUAACAUAUACUCAACAAGCGGAAUUCAGUUUUGUCAACUGGCCGUUCAGUGUAAAGUUACUAUGGGCGCCUAUUGUAGAUGCUCUAUUCUGGCCGCAAUUUGGUCGAAGAAAAACUUGGCUGGUACCUGUGCAAUACCUGAUUGGUAUUGUGAUGAUCAUCAUGUCGUAUAGUGUCACUGAUUGGCUCGGUUCCGAUGAUGUGCCACCUUCAAUGACUAUUCUGACCAUGUCCUUCCUUUUCCUGAACUUCUUGGCUGCUACACAAGAUAUUGCUGUGGAUGGAUGGGCUCUUACCAUGCUUAAAAGAUGCAAUGUCGGCCAUGCCUCAACCUGUAAUACUGUCGGUCAGACAGCUGGCUUCUUUCUCGGAUACGUAAUGUUCCUGGCUCUGGAAUCUCCUUACUUCUGCAACAAGUACUUGUACUAUGAGCCCCAAGACGAAGGACUUGUGACACUGGCUAGUUUCCUUCUCUUCUGGGGAUGGGUGUUCAUUGUUACUACUACGUUGAUAGCGGUGUUCAAACAUGAGGCUAAUGAUGCUCCGAACACAAAGGAGAAUGACGUGAAGGGACUAAGUGAUGUUGUUACGGCUUACAAACAGUUGUAUACGAUUAUGAAGCUACCUGCAGUACGUACGCUGGCUCUGGUGUUGUUCACGGCGAAGCUCGGAUUCUGUGCCAGUGAUGCCGUGUCUGGGUUAAAACUUGUCGAAGCUGGAGUUCCGAGGGAAGACUUAGCUCUACUUGCAGUUCCAUUAGUUCCAGUACAAAUCAUAAUGCCAGUGCUGUUAGCAAAGCACACAACAGGUCGUGAGCCGCUGUCGCUGUGGCUCCGCGCGUUCCCGCUGCGACUACUGGUGGGGCCACUGGCCGCGGCGCUCGUGGCCAUCACUCCCACGCUACUGCAAAAUGCACCCCCCUCUUACUCGUAUCUAUUCAUUUUGAUGAUGCUCUACAUAUUCCAUCAGACAUGUCUCUACUGCAUGUUCGUGGCUGUGAUGGCGUUCUUUGCUAAAGUAUCAGACCCAGCAGUCGGUGGGACCUACAUGACCUUCCUCAACACAAUGUCGAACCUGGGAACUAAUUGGCCUAACACCCUCGCUCUAUGGGCCAUAGACCACCUCACUUUUAAGGAAUGCUCAUAUUCCGGGCUCACUGAUAACACAUGUUCUUCUGAUGGCGAGGAGACUGAAUGUAAGUCAUUCGGCGGUACAUGCAACGUGCGAAUAGAUGGAUACUACAUAGAAACAGUACUAUGUUUAGUCGUCGGCUUCGUUUGGCUCAUGUGGGGCAAGCCAACCAUCAACAAGCUCCAGCGACUGCCCGCCUCAGCCUGGCAAAUCAGCCGAUUUAACAGAUAAGACUGAAUCUCGUUAAUUCCCCAUUUAAUAUAAUAAUAUUAUGUAUAUAUUGUACAGGUUUUCAGAGAAAAUGUCUUCUGAUUACUCAUACAGUACCUUUUCCUCAGAAAGUUACCUUAACUCAUAUUCCAGAGGAAAUAAUUAGUCAUUACCUAUGAAAUUGCCAUAAACGCUUAGCGAUUCAUGACGUAACUGUUUCGUUUCAGCAACUUUAAAAUCUUAUUGGUUAUGCCUACCAGGGUCCUUAAUUCCUUUGAGACAUUCAAGGUCGAUAUAUUUUUUCUUCAGUAGUUUAGAAAGUUCUGCCGAUAAAUUGAAGCUUAUGCUUUGGAUUAUAAGGAUCAAUUUAAUGCGUCAAGUCAUAGUGCCUAUGUGUGCCUAAGUCACAGUUACAUCAUUCUAUUGUUUGAUAAACUGUAAUUUCAUAGAUAAAGACCUAAUUAAACCUCGUUAUUUAAACAUGCUCAGAUUCAAAGAAUAAUUAAUUAUAUUUAAUUAGUUUCUAUAGUGAUAAAAGUAUCAUCCUUCACUGUUUAUUUAAAUAUUUUAAAGUAUUAUUUGUUCCAGCCAACAGCACAAUUUAUUCCAAGUGAUUUCACAAAUUUGUUUUUAUAUGCGGUCUGUUGAGCAGAGUGCUAUUAUGUUAUUUCUUCUAAGGUUGCGAUUAGUUAUUAACACUUCUUAUGAUUAUUUUUAACUUUUUAGUCUUUGCUAUCUUAUUUAUUAGUGCUCUAUUUUUCUAGUGUUUCUAUAUAUUAUAAUAUGUUUUUAUUAUUUGGUUGUUAUUCUAUUGUUCUUCAACUGUUUUCAAAAACAUUAUCUAUCUUUCCAAACAGCCCUACUGGUGCUUUCUUGCCAGAAAAGACGCGUCUUCUUACCAUUUUCAUACUACCCUACAUUUAAAACAAUAAAAGACUAAAUUUUCGUACUAAAAAAGCGGAGUUGAUGAAGUAGCCCCAUUCUAUAAUAUUAUGUAUAUUUUAAUAACUAUGUAUUUGUAACUUUAUAAAGAGUGCAAUUAGUAAAAUAAAAUGAUUCCAAUAUUUGUGACAGUCUUGUAUAAUUUUUAUAUAAACGUCAAUGACGUAUAUAGGUAGCUGUUAAGUAGUUUAAAUUAGAAUGAGGGCUUUUGUGGUGCUGGAGGCGCUAGUGUAGUUUAAAGUCUGUAAACCAAUGGAAUAUUCGCUAAUGUAAAAUCAUUAACCAUUUAAAAUAGUAACAGCUACACUGAUUGGAAGGGGCUUGGAACACUAGUGCCAUCUCGUGAUCGCCAAGUGAAAACCCUCAUCCAGAUCGUUUUAGUGAAUAUUAUUUAGUUAUUAUAUUAUGUUGAAUGUCUUUAGUUUAAAAAUUGUUAUCUAAUAUAUUGUAACGUCCAUUUCAUAACGAAGGUAUUAAUUUAAAACGUACACCAUCAUGUAUUUUGUCGACAGUACAAAUGAUUGUUCUCACAAUUAACUGUAUAUAUUUUUAUUUGUAUGUAUGUGAUAACUUAUGUAAAUAAAUACGAAGUACAGGGAGCAAAGGAAAAACAGUAAUGACGUAUUAUUAUAGUUUCUUUAUGUACACAUCAACACUUAAAAUAUACAAUCUUUAUAACAAUGGUACUAUAGUUCAUUUCUAUCUAUGUAAUUUGCGCCAUAAUUAUUAUAUAAUAAAUCCAUACAUGUGAUGAAUAGAUAUACAAGAGUAGGUACACUUUGUGCUAACUUGCAACUGUCAUUAUAUCAUCUAAAAUGUAAUAUAUUUUAUCAAACAUAACCAAGCAUUUGGAAGAAACAUUUCUAAAUAGUAACUAUGUGAUAGAACUGAAUUUAUUCCAUUAGGCAUACAACAUUUUGUGCACUCAUACAUUACAAUAAAGCAUCUUAUACUGCAAAGAGAUCUGGAUUAACAAUCACAAAUAUUUACUUUCACUUUACAUAACAUAAGGACUCUAUUUCAGUAAGACACAACAGUCGCCCUACUAGUCGUACAACCAUGUUCUAUACAGCUAACAAGCGGGAAUCACCGAAACAAACUUUAGGGAUGAUUUUAUCGCCCACAACAACUUGAUUGCGCAACUAAGUUGACACCGAUACCCUCCAUAGAACUGUUGGUAGCGUGAUUGGUCGUAGUACAUGGUGUCUUAAUGAAAUAGUUCCCCGAAUGAUUAGGUAGAGGUCACUUUACCUCAUUGUCCAAAAUCAAAUAAUAGAACUAUUUACCACUCAUAAUACGAAGUUACACACAUUUUGUAAUACAUUCAAACAAGUAAAAAAGCUAUUAGAACCUAUGCAGACGAGAGACUAUUCACAGGGUAAAACGUUUUUGUCAAUAUAAAUCCCCUGUCAAUAUUAUCGAAUAACUCUUAACUCGUUGAGUACCGUCAUUAUAGACACAAUUAAAGAACCGUAGGUUGUGGUCACCGGUGUCCUCGCGGUGUUUGACAGUUUAAAGAGGACUAUAGACCGAAAUUAUAUUAGUUGCAGUUAUAGAUCCAGAAAUUUUGGAUGAGAAUCAGUGAUUAAUUUCAGUUGUAAAACUACCCAGUGUUUCAGUUAAGAUGUUAAGUUCUAAGUGGGUGUUUUUGCUAUCCUCAAUAGAUUUGCACUCGGCAACAGGCACACAGUCUCUCGUCUGCACAAACCCAUAAUGUUCUCGACAAUUUCAAUAUAAUUGUGUUGUCGCAGCAUUUUGCCUUUAUACAUUAAUUGACCCUGUAAUGUUUAAGUUGACAUCAAUAUGGCACUAUGAAAUGAAUUUUGUUUGACAAUAAAAAUUGAAAUUGGUA